Messenger RNA from Closterium sp. NIES-65, 2796 nucleotides. The record is from the annotation of a GenBank genome assembly. NCBI's taxonomy places the organism in Eukaryota, Viridiplantae, Streptophyta, Zygnematophyceae, Desmidiales, Closteriaceae.
AUGGCGUCGCGUCCUCAGAAUGUCGGCAUCCUCGCCAUGGAGCUCUACGUCCCACCCAGCUUCGUCUCCCAGACGGAGUUGGAGGUGCACGACGGCGUGAGUGCGGGCAAGUACACCAUCGGGUUGGGGCAGGACGAGCUUGGUUUCUGCUGCGACCAGGAAGACGUCAUCUCCAUGAGCCUGACUGUUGCCCAACGGCUCUUAGAGAAGAACGGCGUAGACGCAUCACGCAUAGGGCGGCUGGAGGUGGGCACAGAGACAGUGAUCGACAAGAGCAAGUCCAUCAAGACCGCCAUCAUGACUCUCUUUGAGGCCAGCGGCAACGCUGACGUGGAGGGCGUUGAUUCGUGCAACGCGUGCUACGGUGGCACGGCUGCGCUGCUGAACAGCGUUAAUUGGGUGGAGGGGUCGUCGUGGGACGGCCGUUUUGCCAUCGUUGUUGCUGUUGACAGCGCUGUGUACGCGGAGGGCCCAGCGCGGCCAACAGGAGGAGCAGGCGCGGUGGCGAUGCUGGUGGGGCCAGACGCGCCCCUGGCAUUCGAGAGUGGGCUGGCGGGCAGCUAUGCCGCCCAUGCGUACGACUUUUACAAGCCCAAACUCGCCAGUGAAUACCCUGUGGUGGACGGCAAGCUAUCUCAGACGUGCUACACUAAGGCGCUCGACCACUGCUACCAACGCUUCUGUGACAAGUACGCCAAGAAGCAUGGCUCUGCGUUCUCACUGGCUGAUACUGAAUCCGUGGUCUUCCACUCUCCCUACAACAAGCUGGUGCAGAAGAGUCUGGCACGGCUAGUGUUCAAUGAUGUGAAGAGGGGAGUGAGCAGCGCAUAUCUGGGUGCAGGAGAGGCGGACGCACUGCAGCCGUUUGUGGGGCUGGAGGAAGAGAAGAGCCUCGUGGACCGAGACCUGGAGAAGACGGCCAUGCGGGUGGCAGGGCCGGUGUACAGCAGCAAGGUGGGCCCCACCACCCUCGUGGGCAAGCGUGUGGGCAACAUGUACUGCGCCUCGCUCUAUGGCAGCCUCUCAUCGCUUCUUGCACAGCAAGGGCAGCAACUGGAGGGCCAUCGCAUAUUGCUCUUCUCGUAUGGCUCUGGCCUCAUGUCCACCCUCUUCUCGCUUACCGUGCGCCAAGCUGCUGACCCAUUCUCCCUCGCCACACUCACCUCUCAUCUGGAUGUGCACCAGCUGCUCGAGUCUCGCACCAAGGUAACACCAGAGGAGUUUGUCAAGACAAUGCAUCUGAUGGAAUCCCGAUACGGUGCAUGCUCCUUCACCCCAGCCACUCCCACGGAUCGCCUUCAGCCCGGCACUUACUACCUCACGCAGGUGGAUGAUUUGUACCGGCGAACGUAUGCGCGGAAAGUAGGGUUCUUCUUAGCGACAUAUUUUCGUGUCUGCAUUUCCUUCCCCCCGUCCGUCCCGUCGUCGUACCUCGCUCAUACGCGCAACGCCAGCAUGCAGCCAGCAGCACCCCCCGCGGGUCAAUGGGGAGGAGCACAAGCCGCGACCGGCGCCGGCGCUGGCGCAGGCGGAGCGGAUGAGCCACGGACGCUGUGGGUGGGGGAUCUGCAGUACUGGAUGGACGAGACUUACUUAUGGAACGCGUUUGCGUCCACGGGCCAGGUUGCUAACGCUAAAAUCAUCCGCAACAGGGCGACAGGGCAGCCCGAGGGGUACGGGUUCGUGGAGUUCACGACUCAUGCAGCAGCGGCGCAGGCGCUAGCGACCUACCAGGGCACGCCCAUGCCUCAGGCGGAGCAGCAGCCCUUCCGCAUCAACUGGGCCGCGUUUGGCGCGGGGGAAAAAGGUGGCGGCCGCCCAGCGGACGGGCAGGAGUUCUCCAUAUUCGUGGGUGACCUCGCUCCAGACGUGAACGACUACCUUCUCUGUGAAACCUUCCGCUGCCGCUACGGCUCUGUCAGAGGCGCCAAGGUGGUGGUGGACAAUGUGAGUGGGCGCACCAAGGGUUACGGCUUCGUGCGAUUCUCCUCGGAGGAGGAGCGGGACCGCGCAUUGCACGAGAUGAACGGCCAGAUGUGCUCCUCCCGCCCCAUGCGCAUCAGCGUCGCCACUCCCAAGAAGCCCGGGGCGCCGGGGCAGGGUGGUGCGCCGGGUGGGCAAGGGGGAGGUGCACGGGCGGGGCCCCAGCCCCAGCCACAGGGACCCGGGGGAGAGGACGACCCCAGCAACACCACGAUUUUUGUGGGAGGUUUGGACCAGAGUGUGACGGACGAGCAGCUGAGAGCGGUGUUUGGGCCGUGGGGCGAGCUGGUAUACGUGAAGAUCCCAUUCGGCAAGGGCUGUGGCUUCGUGCAGUUCCGACAUCGAUCACAGGCAGAGGAGGCGCUGAGGAAUAUGCACGGCACGGUCAUUGGGCAGCAGUCUGUGCGGCUCUCAUGGGGACGCAAUCCUGCCUCAAAGCGUACCUCGACAUACCCCUCGCAAGGCUCUCAGUGGCAGCAGCCGCAGCAGCAGCACGAUCCCAAUGCAGCAGCGGCAGGUGGUUGGGGCGCUGCUGCCGGUAACACUGGUUACUACGGAGGGUACAGUGGUUACGAUGCUUCAGGGGGUUACAACCAGGGAGCAUAUGCCUCAUAUGGUGGAUAUGGAGGAUAUGGGGGCUACGGGCAGCAACAGGCUUGGCCUCAAGCUCAAGCUGCUCCAGCUGCAGCGGCAGCAUCUCCCGCCACAACACCAGCACCACAAAGUGCAGCAGCAGCGCCUGCUUCUGGAUUUGCAGCUGGAGUUACCCCAGAACCCUUCGAUCCCCUGCGCCCCAUUGACGUGGACAAGUGA